Rhododendron vialii is the source of this 2336-nucleotide messenger RNA. RefSeq lists its product as uncharacterized. The transcript has 10 exons. The coding region runs from base 255 to 2027 and encodes 590 amino acids. The record is from RefSeq and is a predicted model, not a curated record. Gene Ontology annotation, molecular function: ubiquitin binding. Lineage: Eukaryota; Viridiplantae; Streptophyta; Magnoliopsida; Ericales; Ericaceae.
UCCCAGUAACUUUACGUAUAUGUAGGUCUCCUCAUUCUCACAGCCGACUUUGUGCUCGCGAAACGACGAACACUACUACAUAUAGGGUUUUUCUCAUUAUACGCGUUGAAUACUAAUCUUGAUCGCUCUCCGGAUUCGCGUCCUUGAUUGGGGAAAAAAAGAAAAGGGAAAGAAAACGAUUGUUUCAUCGAGUUUCCAGUCCAGCGAGCCCAAUUCCAGUUACCGGCUUUGUAUUGAUUUGAUUGAUCUGAGAGAUGGGUUUCAAUUCAGUUUAUCGCAUGUUGCAGAAUGUCUUUCCACAGGUUGAUACUCGUGUACUGAGGGCUGUUGCUAUCGAGAACCCGAAAGAUCCUGAUACAGCUGUGGAAGUUGUUCUAACGGAGGUUAUUCCUUAUUUGUCGAAAGUAGCUGUGGAAGAUGGAUCCCCUGCAGAGGACACCCUUCAGGUGGAUUCAACAUAUUUGGAUUUGGAUGAGUCCACUAAGACCUUAAGCGGUUCUGCAUAUUCUAAGACAAAUAGUUAUCAAGAUGAAGUAUGUAGAGAUGAUGGAAAUGAGGAAUCAGCUUCAUCAGGGAAGCAUGAACAAAGCUAUGUCGUAGAUGGCUCUGAUGUGAUCUCCUUUGUCACGCCAAUAGCUACGCCAUAUGCAAAUGGUGCAGAUGAUCAUUGCAAUAAUGUAGACCUGAAAACUCAGGAAAGCAAUUAUUUACAGGAGUCUAGCUAUGUUGAACUUGGGUCAAAUCAGGGUUCACAUGCUUCAUCAACCAGUUCAAAACAUGGCUAUGGUGGUAACGAUGGGACAAUGAGUGGCAAUCAGGUGGCUGAUUCAGAAGAUUUUGAUCGGGCUUGUCCUUGUGGUAGUAAUUCGGUUGUCCCUGGGGAAAGCCGUCUAGAACAAUCAUCUAUAGAUUUGGAGGUAGAGAAUGCUGUGGUUCAGCUGGCUCCAACACCUGUUCAAGAAUGCAUACCAGACGCUCCAAAAGGCAGCCUUCAAUUAGCAGUUGUGGAUCCGCUAUAUAGUGAUUCUGAGAAACCAGAAUCAAGUGGUUCUUAUGAUGGUUCGAAUAAAGACGUACCUUCUGGUGAUAUGGUUGACUUUGAGGAUGAGUCUGCCAUGAACAAUGUAGUUACACGAUCAGGGCAAAUUUGUAGAAUCGAUCUGCUGGAGGAUAUAAUUGAAGAUGCAAGAAACAACAAGAAAACCCUGUUCUUAGCGAUGGAAUCAGUGAUCAGCUUGAUGAGAGAAGUGGAACUUCAAGAGAAAGCUGCAGAACAAGCCAAGGAAGAAGCUGCUAGGGGGGGCUUUGAUAUUCUCCUCAGGGUUGGGGAUCUCAAACAGAUGCUACAACAUGCAAAAGAAGCAAACAACAUGCAUGCUGGAGAAGUUUUUGGAGAGAAGGCUAUCCUAGCAACUGAAGCGAGGGAACUUCAAUCUCGCCUGCUCAGCUUGGCAGACGAAAGAGAUAAAUCUCUCGCAAUUCUUGAUGAUAUGCGUAGAAAUAUUGAGGAACGAUUGGAAGCAGCAGAAACAGAGAGGAAAGUAGCAGAGGAAGAGAAGAAGGAAAAGGAAGCGUCUGCAAGAAUUGCACUUGCUGAGCAACAACUGAUCAUGGAGAAGGUGGUGGAAGAAUCAAAGAUAUUAAAGCAAGAAGCAGAGGAAAAUUCCAAGUUACAGGAGUUCCUAAUGGACCGUGGUCGAUUUGUGGAUGUGUUGCAAGGAGAGAUCUCUGUUAUUUGUCAGGAUGUGAAGCUGCUGAAAGAGAAGUUUGACGAGCGUGUUCCACUUAGCAAAUCUCUUUCCUCUAGCCAGACAACCUGCAUUUUAGCUUCUUCAAGUUCAUCCCUUAAGAGCAUGUCUCCUGAUCUUGUUCCUGAACUAGCCGAGUCGACUGCCAAGAAGACAAGCCCAAGUCCCUCGGUUGAUUACCAUCUCUCCUCUGGAGGGGAGGAGAGUGACAGAGAGGAUCGCAAGGCAUUAACUGAUGAUGGAUGGGAAUUCUUUGACAACCGUGAAUUUGACACGUGAAUUUGCUACAUUGUGGAUACUGGAUACUGCAGGGAAACAGAACUAUUAAGAGUACCGGUUUAUGUGGUGUUAGUAAUGUAGUUAGUAAUGAGUCUGCUUCCUAGUUUUUCCUUUUGGAGCCACAAAAUACAUUUCUUAUAGUAGCUGCCCUUGGGGCAUCUUUUUUCAAUAUCCCACAGUCAAUAAUUACAAAGGGAUGAUCCCUAGAACUGCCUUGAUUGCAUAUAACAAGUAUUUCUAGGCUCUUAUAUGUACAGCAUAAAUUCAAGUGGGAAUAGUUUGUUUGCAUUAUUAGUUUUUGAUGCUCAA